CACUGAUCCACACUGGUAUGCGGCACUGACUGGCACUGAUUGGCAGCACUGAUAGGUGGCACUGACUGGCACUGAUGGGUGACAAUGAAAGGCAGCUCAGAUGGGCACUGAUAUGUGGCACUGAUGGACACUGAAAUGUGGCACAAAUGUGGCACUGAUGGGCACUGGCAGGUGGCAUGGAUGAGCACUGAGAGCUGGCACUGAUGGACACUGACAGGUGGCGCUGCUGGGGCUACACAGAUCAUCAGGGCACACUGAUCAUCAGUGGUCUGAUGAUCUGUGUACAUGUCCCCUCCGAGGAAUGCCGAUUACUGGCUCUCCUCACGAGCUGUCACUGUGAUUGGACACAGCUGAUCACAUGACC
This is a messenger RNA of Staurois parvus, 364 nucleotides long. The record is from the annotation of a GenBank genome assembly. NCBI's taxonomy places the organism in Eukaryota, Metazoa, Chordata, Amphibia, Anura, Ranidae.